Molecule: messenger RNA, 470 nt
Organism: Pseudopodoces humilis (Tibetan ground-tit)
Lineage: Eukaryota; Metazoa; Chordata; Aves; Passeriformes; Paridae
Source: RefSeq, a predicted model, not a curated record
GGCGGCGGAGCCGCGGCCGAAGAGCCCGAAGCCGCCGUGGUUAACGUCGUGUUCGUGGACCGGGAGGGGCGGGAGGUGCCGGUGCGAGGCAGAACCGGGGACAACGUGCUGCACCUGGCGCAGCGGAACGGGCUGGAGCUGGAGGGUGCCUGCGAGGCCUCCCUGGCCUGUUCCACCUGCCACGUUUACAUCAGCGAGCCUCACCUGAGCCGGCUCCCGGCGCCUGACGAGCGGGAGGAGGAUCUGCUGGACCAGGCGCCGCUGCUGCGGGAGAAUUCUCGCCUGGGCUGUCAGCUCAGCCUGAGCCCGGCCAUGGAGGGAGCGCGCAUCGAGCUGCCCCGGCUCACACGCAACUUCUACGUGGAUGGGCACGUGCCAAAACCUCAUUGAUGAGCCCCAAAAAACCCCGAAAAUACCCAAAAACACCCCAGAAACACCCCAAAAGCACCCCAAAAACCUCAUUGAUGCGC